AUGGCAUUCUCAUUCUUGGUGGCUUUUGGCCUGGGCGCAGUCGCUUAUCUAGUUCUGCAAUUCCUUUUCCGACCAGAUCCAUUGAAACUUCUAAACAUUUAUGGGCAGCCUGGAAAAUGGUACUUCUUGAAGUUCCAUCUGAUGAGAUUCAUCAUUGAUCGCCGUCAAAAGAAAACGAAGAAGGGGGACUCUUCUGAAUCCAAAAACAAAGAGAAUUUGAUGAAUUCACAAUGGGGAGGCGAUGGAGGAGAGAGGGACAUUGAGGAGAUGGAGAAGAAACAUGAUAUGAAACAGGAAUGGUCAGCCGACGCCGUCUUCUUCGACGCCUCAAACCGUGACGGAUGGUAUUUCACACUUGGAACCGCCCAAAGACCAAACGACAUCAUCAACUUGUUUUUCAUUCUUCGUAUCCCAGGAGUCGGUACUUUUGUCAAUGAGGAACUUCACACCGAUACCAAUGUCAAGAGCAUCCGCUGUUCCGAAAAAGAAUGGAAGACUGAAAGUGGAUUCAUCGUGUCCUGUAUCGAACCAAUGAAAAAGUGGAGAAUUCGAUUCAAUGGAAAACUGGCCUCGUCUCCGGGAAAGCUGAAUUUUGUGAAAAAUGGAGCCGUAAAAAUGAAGGAUGAUGUCAAGUUUUUCGAUGCAAACUUUGACUUGACAUGGACAAAUUUCGGAGCCCAAUUUGAUUUCGACAAGCAAUGCUCGCCAACAGCGAUCGCUCAUUCGCUAGCUAUCGAACCAUGGAGCAGAGGACUAUUCGACAAAAUGAGAGCUUCUCAUCAGACACAUUACGAACAAUUCGGAAAACUUGUUGGCGAUGUAAAAAUAGGAGAUCAUGAGACCAAAGGAGUCAGAAUGACAAGUAUGAGAGAUCAUACCAUCGCUGGAUUCCGUAGAUGGUCGGAUAUUCGAAGAUACAUCAUGAUGAUUUACCAUUUGGAAGAUGGAACAUGCAUUCACACAUCGGUUAUCUCAAUGCCAGAAACUGUCUUCAGUCAUCUAGAAUUCGGAUACAUUGUUACACCAAACGGCGAGACGAAACCAGUUGAUCGCGUUCAUUUCUCUCUUCCCAAUCAUGGAGAAGAUCGUGACUUCCCAAAUGACUUCCACUAUUCUUUCGAAGUCGAUGGCAAAACUCACUAUGCAGAUGUACAUAUCAAAGAGGCGGUCUCUUUCAAAAUGGGGUUAGAUCAAGCUUGUCAGGUCAAUGAAGGAAUGGCCGAGUACGUUGUGGAUGGAAAGAAGGGAUGGGGAUUCGCAGAAGUCGAGUAUCGCAUUCAGCCUUACUAA
Caenorhabditis briggsae is the source of this 1290-nucleotide messenger RNA. The record is from RefSeq and is a predicted model, not a curated record. NCBI's taxonomy places the organism in Eukaryota, Metazoa, Nematoda, Chromadorea, Rhabditida, Rhabditidae. Bases 1 to 1290 code for a protein of 429 amino acids. The transcript is spliced from 6 exons.